Molecule: messenger RNA, 843 nt
Organism: Penicillium pulvis
Lineage: Eukaryota; Fungi; Ascomycota; Eurotiomycetes; Eurotiales; Aspergillaceae
Product: amidohydrolase family protein
Exons: 2
Coding region: 1-843 (280 amino acids)
Biological process (GO): secondary metabolic process
Cellular component (GO): cytosol; cytoplasm
Molecular function (GO): carboxy-lyase activity; hydrolase activity
Source: RefSeq, a predicted model, not a curated record
AUGAUACCGCUCAUCGCUCUCGAGGAGCAUUAUCUCUCGUCGGCAGUUCUCCAAUCCCAAAAAGUUGACCGUUAUGCCAAUUUUCCUCCUCACAUGCAGACUAAAUUGAAGACUCUUGGUGAUGGCCGAGUGCAAGACCUAGACAACGGGAAAAUAUCGCUUCAUAUCAUUUCUCACUGCCCUGGCAUUAGAGAUCCAGCUGUCUGUUGCGCAGCAAAUGAUGAGCUUGCCGCGGCUAUAUCUUCUGAAAAGCCCGCCCGAAUGAUGGGGUUUGCUAUGCUUCCAAUGGAUAACCCUACUGCUGCUGUCAAGGAGCUUGAGCGUUGUGUCAAGGACCUACGAUUUGUGGAUCUAUCGAAGCAUUAUAAGGGAAACUACGAUGACAGAAUUGGAUUUGUCCUUGGUGGAGGUGGUUGGGGAUGGCACUCGGAGACUGCCUUGAGCCUUUUGAAAUUAUUCGCCAGUGGCUUCUUCGACCACUUCCCCAAAUCCAAAAUAGUGGUCGGACAUAUGGGAGAAAUGAUCCCAUUCCAGCUCGAGAGGGUCAUCACUAUAUCCGAGACUUGGGGUUUAAAGGGAGGAUUCAGAGAGGUGUGGACGCAAAACAUCUGGGUUUCGACAAGCGGCAUGUUUGCUAUUGCUCCAUUGGCGUGUUUGUUGCAGACUACCGAUAUCAGUCACGUACUAUAUAGCGUGGACUAUCCUUUCUCAUCGAACGAGAAAGGUCUCGAAUUCUUUGAGAAAGUUCGGAGCAGCGGCUUGCUUUCGGAUGACGACUUGGAGAAGUUUGCAUACCGCAAUGCCGAAGGAUUGCUCGGUGUCAAGGCGGAUAAAGUUUUGUAA